CAUAUUCACCCUUGGGAUUGAUGACUAAUUGAUAGUGAACUGACGCAGGACGCGGCGGGUAGAGUCCCAAGGAUACAUACGCUGUUUGGCCAAACGCCACGAAUGCAAUCAUGUCUUGGGAGGGAUGGCUAGUCUGUGGUUCAUUUCCGUCCGUUCCUGGCAAAGCCUCGAUUUCGGCGUUAAGUCGCAGAAUGCUUACCCAAUGAGGCCAUUGGAUUUUCUCAGCUUUGCUCGCUUUUCCCCCUUCCUGCAGCCAGGAUGUCUCUCUCGGCCCACAGAUCCGACUUCCGCUGGACCCGGUCGGUGAGCCUCCGACGGCGGUGGGGGUUUCUUUUCACCACGACCACCGAACGCCCGUCUCCCCCAACAACCAGUCCCCGGCCGGCGGAAACAUCGACAGUCGGCGCUUCAGUCCGCUUUAUCCUUGUUUUCUGGCUCCUGCGCGCGAGUAUUUCUUAUCUCUUGUUGUUGGUGGAAACAUCUUCGGACAUGACUUCUUUCAAGUAUGACCAGUUUGUAGCCUUCGGGUCCGACAGCGCCGGGCUCGAGCGUAUCCUGCGCAGCCUCCAAGCACUCACCAUGAUCUUCGGCGCGUACCCAUCCCUCAUGUACCUCGUCCUCUUGGCCUCGGACUCGCCCCUCUUCGAGGCCCUCGGCCCGCUGAAGGAUCACCUGAACCUGGCGCGCCGCUUCAUCCGCUUCUUCUGGUUCCUCAACUCCUUGGGCACGUCCUACAACCUCUUCAGCUCGGCCCGGGUCGGCGGCUCCCGGGAGAGCGGAGGCGCCAUCGGCCUGGAGACCUGGCUCGACAUGGCCAGGUUCACGCUCCUCGGCCUCUACGGCGGCAUCGAGUCCCUGACGCUGCCGGACCUGCUGGGCGUCCCGCAGCUCGAGGUCUUUGGCGCGGAGCGCACGAGGGCGCUCAACCUCGAGGCGCAGCGGUUCUGGCUGCUCGCGCUGGUGUCCGGGGUGCUCGCGAACCUGGCAAAGAUGCUCAAGGCGUUCGCGCACGCGCCCGUGCCGCAGCACGGCCACGGGUACGGUACCGGCGAGCAGGCGCAGCAGAAGGCCGGGGAUGCGGCCGGGGAGAAGGCGGGCGGCGACGGCGAGGAGAAGCUCGACUGGGAGGCGGAGCGCGCCCGGCUCAGGGUCAUCGUGGCCAAGCGGCGGGAAGAGAGGAAGAGGUGGAGGAGGAACGUGGCCUUCCAGGUCAGGUCGCUGGGACGCAAGAUCGUCGCGGACUCGUUGGACUGUCUCGUCCCCGGCGCCGUCUUGGGCUGGGUGAAUGUUCAGCCGGGCACCGUCGGGGUUGCCAUGCUCAUCACGACUUUCCUGACGGGUAGGGACAUAUGGGAGAGGUGCGGCGCCGCAGUGGAGGCAAAGAGAGCUUCUUGAAAAAACAGUACGUGGGCUAGUAGAUAAAGGUUUUGUUUGCGAUACAAUGUAUAGAUGGGAUAAAGGGGUUGAGCUACCCGCUCUAGAGCCCUGAACCCCCCCCCCC
Molecule: messenger RNA, 1501 nt
Organism: Colletotrichum navitas
Lineage: Eukaryota; Fungi; Ascomycota; Sordariomycetes; Glomerellales; Glomerellaceae
Exons: 2
Coding region: 259-1395 (378 amino acids)
Biological process (GO): peroxisome fission
Cellular component (GO): peroxisomal membrane
Source: RefSeq, a predicted model, not a curated record